UUAAACGACUUGUCCAAUUGAAGUGAAUCUUAAAUUGAUAUAACAACACUUGGGAUUCCAACCUAAACGGCGCAGAAACAAUUCGAUUUUUCAUAAAUAGUCCCUAAAACGGUAGUGCUAUGUCGAUAAAACAAGAGUCCAUAGACGCUGCAAAAUUGCAGGAAGUCGAAGAUAAUGUUAGUGAAAUAGCCUCGAGUAGAUCGGAUGAAAAGAAAAAGUUUACAGUGAUAGAACCAGCAGUGUUUCUAGUUUACAUAGCCACAGCAUUGGCCAGUGCUGUGUUACAAAAUCAAGAACUCUACCAGGCAUGUGUUGCCGUUUACGAAUAUGAUGAAGAAUUGUGCGAGCCAAUGUUGGGAGUUAUACCUAAAAAUGCGACAUCACAAGCCAUCGAAACCCAAGUACAACCCUAUGUGGCCAACAUUAUUAUGACCAGUUCACUGAUUAACAGCGUUUUGCCUGCAUUCCUCAGUUUAUUUAUUGGACCUUGGUCUGAUAAAUUUGGACGUAGACCUAUACUUGUGGUAACUUUUACAGCGGCAUUACUUGGACAUGUUAUAACAGCGAUAUUAGCGGGCAUAUCAAUGUCGACACCGAUAAACCCUUGGGUCUACGUUAUAUCGUACAUACCACUGGCACUAACUGGUGGCACCUGUUCCUUGAUAGCGAUGGUAUUUUGUCUGGUUUCCGAUGUGUCUGAUGAGGGCGGUAGAGCCAGACGCAUGUUUUUGGUCGAAGGUGCUUUGGGUAUUGGUACACUGGUUGGUAAUUUAAUAGCCAGUUAUAUACUUGCCGCAACUGGUACUAUUGGUGUAUUCGUGAUUGCGGCGGGUAUGGAUUUGGUUGCAGUACUCUAUAUCAUUAUCUUUAUAACCGAAAGUCUGCACGUGAAACACGAAAGAACUAAGUCACAUGUACGUGAGUUCUUCAAAUUCGAUCUGAUUAAGGAUCUGGUUAAAAGUUGUCUGAAACGCAGACCACACUUUGAUCGCGGCAUUAUUUGGUGUAUUAUGUUCGCUCUAAUUUCGACAACCUUUGUGCAGCAGGGUGAAGCGAAUGUACUUUAUCUGUUUUUACGCAACAAAUUCAAUUUCACGCUUCAACAAUUCACCACUUUCACCGCAGUCGGCAUUGGCAUUAAAAUGAUUGGUUGUGGUAUAAUUUUGGUGUUAUUACGUGUGCUAUUCAGGGCGCCUUUAACAGUGGUGGCCAUACUCGGCUUGUUGGGUAGCUUCGCCGACAGUUCAAUACGCGCUUUGGCUGAGAAAUUUUGGGAGAUGUAUAUAGCCGCGGUUGCGGGGUUCAUGGGUGGCAUUAACAGCCCCAUGUUGCAAGCGGUACUUGCGGGUUUGGUAGACCGUACAGAAAUCGGCAAAGUAUAUGCGGUAAUUUCCUCACUACAAACACUUUCACCUUUGGCGUCGGCGCCUGUAUACACUGGUAUUUACAACUCGACAUUGGUAUCUUAUCCUGGCGCCUUUUACUUUCUCAGCUCUGCGCUCUAUUUCGCAAACUUUUUGCUCAUAACGAUUAUAUACCUUAUGCAACGUAAGAAUAGUGCCAGAGCAACAAGAGACGAUGAGGUAGCUUGAUGUCGGACAGCCUAAACGCAUUUGUACUUAUAUACUUCUUCGAAAUUCGAAAAUGAUAUUUCAACUUUAAUUCGACAUUUAAAUUGCUUAUAAAUGAGAGCGCAUGUGCAUUAUUUUUGACUAUUACUUAAGCGGAAAAGUUACUAAAAAAUGUAUAGUAAAAUUGCAUAAUUAAGUGUUAGAAACAUUAA
Messenger RNA from Bactrocera oleae (olive fruit fly), 1783 nucleotides. Its product is annotated as probable peptidoglycan muropeptide transporter SLC46. NCBI's taxonomy places the organism in Eukaryota, Metazoa, Arthropoda, Insecta, Diptera, Tephritidae. Gene Ontology annotation, molecular function: transmembrane transporter activity. The record is from RefSeq and is a predicted model, not a curated record. Gene Ontology annotation, cellular component: membrane. Gene Ontology annotation, biological process: transmembrane transport.